CUCCCCUCCCGAACUACUAUAUACUUACCAUCUGCAUCCAUUCCCCAUACAACGCUAUCCACCUCACCCCAGGGUGCACCCCCAACCCAACAUGCUGAGCUUUGAACGCGCAGGAGAUUUUCUCAAAACAGUAAAACUCGUCCACAGACUAAGACAACGAUUCGUGAGCGCACCCCCGCAAUUCAAAUCCAUCUCCGAUGCUUCCAAGUCCCUGUCCAAUGUGCUCCGUGACAUCGAGGACACGUACCUCGAGGCGGCCCUCGACGAGGAGCAGCAGCGACAUCUGGAUGAAUUGUCCGAUGAUCUCCCACAAGAGAUUGUUGACUGGCUGGCUCCGAUCAGUUAUCAACCACAACAGAGUGACUUUUUCUCCCAUCGACAUGAAGGGACAGGGGAAUGGUUACUCAAUUCAACAACCUUUCGGCAGUGGAUGGGAAAUGACAGGCAGAAGCUGCUGUGCACCGGUGUCUCUGGAUCCGGGAAAACAGUACUUACAUCUUUCGUCAUCGAUCAUCUGGAGAAGACAUUCCACGAUGACCGUAACGUGGGAAUCGCUUACAUUUACGGCAACCUUCGACGCCAGUACGAGCAAGAAGCGGAAGAUGUGCUUUCCAGUCUGAUCAAGCAGCUGGUCGAAAGAAUCGCAGUCAUCCCCGAGACAAUCGAAUCUCUCUACGCACGUCACCGACAAAGCGAUACGCGACCAACUCUCGACGAGCUUUGCACGAUCUUACAUUCCCUCGCCGGCCGCUUUUCCCGGGUUUUCAUCCUGGUCGAUGCCCUUGAUGAAAUCUCCGACGGAUCAUUGAAAAGACUGCUACCUGAGCUGUUCCAGCUACAAACAAAACACAACGUCAGUCUUUUCGCCACCUCGCGACACAACCUGGACAUUCAAUCAGCACUUCACGACUGCUUGCAGCAAGAGAUUUCUGCUACCGCCGAGGACGUGCGGGCGUAUAUCAACAGUCGCUUUUGUCAAUUCCCAGCCUAUAUAUCGCGCGAUCCCGAACUACGGGAAGAGAUUAUCGAGGCGAUCACCCAAUCGGCUUGUGGAAGAUUCCUCCUCGCCUCUCUCCAUUUCAGCCUAGUGGUCGCCUCCUGGACACCCCGAGCUAUCAGGAAGACAUUACCGUGUUUACCCACAGGGCCUGACGCCUAUGACAUCGCAUACGAGGGUCUCAUGCAGCAAAUCGACAAAAAGCCCGCAUGCGAGAAAAGGAUCGCACACCAUGUCCUCGCUUGGCUCACCUGCGCCCGGAGACCACUGACGACGGUCGAGCUCCAACACGCUCUAGCAGUGGAGAUGGGCCAGCCUGCACUAGACACGGAAAAAAUCCCCGAUAUCCACGAUAUGGGCUCUUUCUGCUUUGGCCUGGUGACACUGGACAGAGAAAGCCAUACCGCGAUCCGCUUGAUUCAUUAUUCCGCACAGGAGUAUCUCGAGCGCACCCAGACGAAGUGGUUUCCGCGGGCACACUAUAAGAUCGCGCGAACGUGUCUUACGUAUCUGUCCUACGAGGUGUUUCGAACGGGACCGUGUUCGACGGAUGGGGACUUUGAACAUCGUUUGCGUGAGUAUCCGCUUUACGUCUAUGCCUCUCGACAAUGGGGCUACCAUGUCCGCAUCCAACCCGUUGAGCAGAAAUGGAUCCGGGCCUUUUUGCGGGAUCAAGAAAAAGUCUCUGCCUCCGCGCAGGCUCUCACGGCACCUUCAUGGCAGUUUGAUGGGUGGAGCCAUCAGGGCCCAAUACAGGUGACGGGCGUUCACCUAGCCGCGUACUUUGGGUUGGAGAGUACGCUUAAACUCAUUUUGACGAAGGGGGUUCCAUGCAAUGUCCACGAUUCCACGGGACAGUCGCCGUUAUCCUGGGCCGCGAAGGGGGGGCAUGAAGGCGUGGUGGAGUUUUUGAUGCGGAGAGGACUUGAUCCUGACUGUCGGGAUGGGGAUGGUCGAACGCCGCUUUCUUGGGGGGGCUGAGAAUGGGCAUGAGGAGGUUGUGAAGCCGUUGUUGCUGAGGGAUGUUGAGAGGGAUGUUCGGGAUGGCGAUGGCCAGACAGCGUUGUCGGUUGCGGUAAGGAAUCGCCAUGAUGCGGUCGUGAAGCUUUUGCUUGAUAGUAGUUGAUCCUCCCGGGCCUUGUGGUAUCUGUGGUAUCUACUUCAUCAAUGUCUCAUUUUACAUCUACUGAUACUAACGACACUUGAUAUCCGCAUCGCCACCACUUCGAGAAAAGCAGCCUCUGUCCAGAUCCAGCAUAGUGAUAAU
This is a messenger RNA of Aspergillus heteromorphus CBS 117.55, 2264 nucleotides long. RefSeq lists its product as uncharacterized. Lineage: Eukaryota; Fungi; Ascomycota; Eurotiomycetes; Eurotiales; Aspergillaceae. Gene Ontology annotation, molecular function: protein binding. The transcript is spliced from 4 exons. Bases 92 to 1978 code for a protein of 628 amino acids. The record is from RefSeq and is a predicted model, not a curated record.